AGAAGAAGAAGAAGUGGAAGUGGAAGUGGAAGUGGAAGUGAGGAGCACUGCUGACGUUUGAGUAAUUCUAGUGUUUACUACGACAUCCCACACUCCAAGCAUCCGCACAAGUCCAUGCUGCUACGCGGGCUCAAACUUCCCAAGACAGUUCUUGACCGAUCGGAUAUUGAGGGCAUCAAGAGCAAAUCGUCUCGAUCUGGACGAAGCUGGGGCGGCGUACCAUUGUCGCAGAACUACGGGGGCGACCGUAAUCAAGGAUACGGACAAGACCGUCGUCGGGGUCGUGGGGGUGGGCCCAUCAACUACGGUCCCCCGGGACGAAACGGUUACCAACCACCGAACGCUUUUCCGCCCCCCAGCCACCCUUUACGAAACGCUCACGGCGUGAAUGACGGCGUGGCACCCCCGGGGCCUCCAUUGCACUGGCAUCCUCCCCCGCCCGGACACCCAGGCUUCGGCAUGGGCUUACCCCCUCCCCCUCCACCUCCGGCUGCACACUUCAACGGGGGCCAUCGAGGGGGCUACCAUGGAGGACCAUAUCCUCACACGGAUCAUAACUACGGUGCACCUUCAUCGCAUUCAGGGCAACAACGUGGCUUUGGCAACCAUGCACCUAGAGGUCACGGAAGCUACCAACCAGGCAGGAACGCGCAUGACAGACAUCGGGGCAACAGACAGCAGUCGUAUCGCAGGUGAUGUGGAAAACGGGAGAAUGGCGGAACAUGGUACUAGUUUUGUAAUUUACUGGGAGGAGUUUUGGGUUGCUGACUGCUUACCACCUAUACCUAUACGGGAUGUUCUCCCAGACAGUUCCAUAAAAUGUAAUUUCCCGUCUACGCCACGCACCGGCCAGUGAUGUUUCCGCGUAUUUUACGAUUUUACCACCCAAUCCUACUGUGAAAGAACAAGAUCCACUAGGGGUUUGGGGGUCAGUAAGACAUUGCAGCAACGCACGGGGUCAAGUCGCGUAUGAGAUAGGGAUUGGGAACAAAUUGCAGUCAACGUCGGUAAGAGGAGUAUCAGCUAGCCACC
This is a messenger RNA of Sodiomyces alkalinus F11, 1032 nucleotides long. RefSeq lists its product as hypothetical. NCBI's taxonomy places the organism in Eukaryota, Fungi, Ascomycota, Sordariomycetes, Glomerellales, Plectosphaerellaceae. The coding region runs from base 115 to 696 and encodes 193 amino acids. The record is from RefSeq and is a predicted model, not a curated record. The transcript has a single exon.